GCGGAGAGCCUCGCGGGGGCGGGCGGAGACUAACUACAUCCCCACGUCCAACGGGGACUGCUACGCGGAGAAGGAUGACCUGGAGGAGGUGAGCCUCUCGGCGGUGCGGAAUGCAGAGGCGCGACGGCGCCCGCCCCCGGGACUGGCGCGAGAGAACGUGUACAGGCUUCGGGCGGGGCCGACCCAGCAAGAGUUGGACGACGCCCUCGACCAGUCGGAGGUGCUUGAGCGGGCGGUGUGUCGUGGGCGGAAGGCGGCGGCAGGCCGCGACCCGGCGGCGACCUGGCCUGGGGGCCACCUCGAGCGGCUCCCUAUCCAGCCGGCGGCGGCGGCAAGGGGGGCAGGGCCCCCCGAAGGCGCGGCGGCGGUGGGGGGCUUGGCGGCUGGGGGAGGGGGCGAGGCAUUGGCGGUUGGGGGACCUCGGCGAGCUGGAGAACCAGCUGGAGGCGGGGCUACAGGCGGCAGCGGCGAAGGAGAGGGCCGCGGAGGCCCGACCCUGGAGAGGGUGGCGGUGGCGGCGCGUGGGCAGUACCAUAGAGGAGAUGAGGUGCUGCUCCCCGCGGCCGCGGUGACCUUGGGCGACGUCGCGCUGACGCCGACGGGCACUGGCAGGAGCUCGUGCCUGCGACGGCUGAGGCGCCAGGACGUGAUGAGCUGGAUCGGGUCAGAUGCGGCUGGAGACGCGCUGGCCAUGAACGUGGACCUAAGCGGAGGUGGACGGAGGAGUACCCCGUGGCGCGACGUGGUGAGCAUGUCGAGCGAGGCUGACUUCGCCGACUGGCCGAUGGUCGGCCCGAGGACGACCGAGUGGUGGGUGAUGGUCUUGAACCGACGAGGAGGAGGACGGACGGGCUACCACAGGUACUUCACGGUGCUGCUCGGCGUGGAGACGGGCGACUGGGGUGUGGACACGCAUCGCAAGUGCUUCGCGUCGGUGGAGGAGGCCGGGACUCGCGACCACCUGGAGCUCUGCAACCCUGAUAGCUUCGAAGUCCUGGACAGCCAGGCCCAGCUGUUAGAGUACGCGUACGAGCACGAGAGGGAGGUAAACAUCAUGAAGCAGGUGAGGGAGGCGCGAGAGGAGCGCCUGUCCUUCACCAUCAUCAAGAAGAAGGAUGGAGUGUCCGAGGCGAUCGCCACCCUCAACGAGCUGCACGGGGCCAGGGAGGACCUCGGCAGCACUAAUUUGCGCCCGAGUGCGGCGCAGCAGUCCUGCUUGGCGCGCAUCGAGCAAGCCCACCGCGAACUCGGUUCGCCGCCGGCUGACUUGCACGGACAGGGAGCCCUGGAGGAGCUCCUGUCGAAGCAGAGCUACGGCGGCGUUGCUGGAGCUGUUGCCCCCCUCGAGGUGGGGCGGGUAGCCUUGCCCAGUCUCCAGCGUCGGCCCGCGCGCAUCGAGGGCGUCGGGGGCUCGGCGGGCGCGAAGGUUCUCGAGGCUCUCAAGAGCUUGGUUCGGGCGCCCGAGGAGGGGGCGGCUGAGGAGGGGCGUCAGCAGUUGCGCCGUGCCUACAACGACCCGAUCGUGCGCCAGAAGCCAAAGGAGCAUGCGAAGCUCCUUAGACGGUUGCACGAGCGGGGCAUCAUCGAGCACAGGCGCAGCUGCAAGAAAAGCGCCGGCGACAGUUUUGGACGGCUUGAGGUCGAGGGGACUGGGCCUGUGUACGUGUCGGGCGUGGACAUCGAGGUGGCCUUUUACUCGAUUGGCCUGCCCGAGGAGCUGCGCGAGUACUUCGGGAUGGAGCCCGUGUGCGCUGGAGCUGUCGGAGUUCGAUGGCUUGAAGGCGAACGCGUGCAUCCUGGAGUACGUGUCGUGCAGGUGCUGAGCGUGUUGCCCAUGGGCUUCAAGGGGGCGCUGUACGUUUGCCAGGCGCUCCAUGAGGCGGUGGCCGAGAGGGUCGCCGGCGUGGAUGCGGACAACAGACUGGUGGGCGGGCGGCCUGCCCCUUCAGUGGCUCAGGGCUGCGCCCACACCGAGUACGUGGACAACUUCGUGGCGCUCGGGAUGGACGGGGAAGAGGGCCGCCGGCUGGCCACUGAGGUUGGCGCCGCUCUCGAAGCCGAUGGGCUUGGCGUGCGCCCAGUGACCUGUAGCCGAGGCGGAGAUACGCUCGGCUGGCACUUUGGCGAUUUGCGGCCUGCG
Prorocentrum cordatum is the source of this 2140-nucleotide messenger RNA. The record is from the annotation of a GenBank genome assembly. NCBI's taxonomy places the organism in Eukaryota, Dinophyceae, Prorocentrales, Prorocentraceae.